AUGACCAAGUCUCUGGGCGCGAUGAGCAUGGACGAGCGAGCGACGACCUUCGGCCAGCGUAGAGGGUGCACGGUCACCCGGUGCGGCGGCCUCGGUAUAUGCCUGGCCUUUGCGAGCGCCGUCCUGAUCACGGGCCUGCUCAUCUACCACUUUGCUCCUUGCGAGCCCACUGAGCGCGGCUUUGGCAGGAGUAGCGGCUCCACCAGCCGGUCCGGGCGCAGCUUUGGCGACCACGACGAGGACAAGCUCGACGUCCGACUGCCCGGCUCCGUGUUGCCUGACAGCUACGAGCUCUGGCUCACCCCCUUCAUCUGGGACGGAAACUUCACCUUCAACGGCGAGGUAAAAAUCGUGAUUAACGUGACGGAAAGUACGAAGAAGGUGACGCUGCACGCGGUCGACAUGAUGAUCGACGAGUCGUUUACGAGCGUAAAGCCAUACCCGGUGGUAGCUGAUGGCAAGAGAGCCUCGAUACGAGUGAGCCGCCAAUACAACGACAGUGCCCGACAAUUCCACGUCAUACAGACCGAGGAGACCCUUGUAGCUGGUAAAAGCUACCUGGUGCAUUUGAGGUACGUUGGCCAUCUCAACGAUUACCUGCAAGGCUUCUACCGUAGCUCGUACACCGUCAACAACGAAAGGAGGUGGAUAGCCACGACGCAGUUUCAGCCGACGGACGCGCGCCGAGCAUUCCCGUGCUUCGACGAGCCGGGGCUCAAAGCGAGUUUUCAGAUCAACAUAGCGCGCCCCGGAAACAUGACGGCCAUCUCUAACAUGCCCAAGGAGAGGGAGUCCAGGCCCGUGUCCGGGCUGCCCACUUACGUGUGGGACCAUUUUGAGCGCUCGGUGCCGAUGUCGACCUACCUGGUGGCAUUUAUCGUGUCGGACUUCAAGGCCAUGCACUCGAGUACCUCCAACGUGAGCGUUUGGGCACGCGCCGAGGCCAUCGAGCAGGCGGCCUACAGCUUGGAGAUCGGCCCGAAGAUGCUGAGCCACUUUGAGGAGUUCUUCAAGAUCAAGUUCCCCCUGCCGAAGAUCGACAUGGUCGCUCUGCCGGAUUUCUCGGCCGGAGCCAUGGAGAAUUGGGGACUGAUUACCUACAGAGAGACGGCCAUGUUGUACCAGGAGGGCGUCUCGACGAACAUCAACAGGCAGAGGGUGGCCACGGUGGUCUCGCACGAGCUCGCCCACCAGUGGUUCGGCAACCUCGUGACCCCGACCUGGUGGACCGAUUUGUGGCUGAACGAGGGCUUCGCGAGCUACGUCGAGAACAUCGGCAUCGGCGCGGUGGACGAGAGCUGGAGGCCGCUCGAGCAAUUCGUCGUCCACGAGUUGCAAAACGUUUUUGGCCUCGACGCCCUCGAGUCGUCGCAUCCCAUAUCGAUCAAGGUCGGCCACCCGGACGAGAUCAACGAGAUAUUCGACCGCAUAUCCUACGCCAAGGGGGCAUCCAUCAUCCGCAUGAUGGACCACUUUCUCACGACCGAGGUCUUCAAGCAGGGCCUGACCAAUUACCUCACCGAAAAGGCGUACCAGUGCGCGGAGCAGGACGACCUAUGGAAAGCCCUGACGGAGCAGGCUCACAGGGCCGGGGUGCUCGAAAAGUACGUGACCAUCAAGCAAAUCAUGGACACGUGGACCCUCCAGACCGGCUUUCCCGUGGUCACGGUCCUCAGAAACUACAACGACAACUCGGCCGUCGUCACCCAGACACGAUUCAUGCUGCAAAACAGCACGAAACGGGAUAGGGAGCCGCUGUGGUGGAUCCCCCUCACUUACACCACGAGCAACAAACUCAAUUUCAACGACACCAAGCCAGCCGUGUGGAUGAAGGCGGAAAAGAGCGUGUCCAUCAAGAACAUCGACGCGAGUUCUCGGGAGUGGCUCAUCUUCAACGUCCUGGAGACAGGGUACUAUCGCGUGAACUACGACAACGCCAAUUGGCAGUUGAUAAUAAAGCAGCUGAAGAACAACUACAGGAGCAUAUCAACGAUAAACCGAGCCCAACUCGUUGACGACGCCUUGAAUCUCGCGAGAGCCGAACAAUUGGAGUACGCGACGGCAUUGGACGUCGCCUCGUACCUCGUGAACGAGACCGAGUACUUGCCAUGGAAGGCGCUCUUCAACGCCAUGAGCUUCAUGGACAACAUGCUCGUCAAGUCGCAGGGCUACGACAAAUUCCGGGUGUUUGUCCUGAAGCUUCUGCACAACGUGUACAACAAGGUCGGUUUCAAGGACAUCCCGGAGGAUCCGCAGCUGAAGGUGUUUACGCGCAUCGACGUGCUCAGUUGGGCGUGCGGCUUCGGGCACGAGGACUGCGUGAGAAACGCCAUCCAGCAGUUCGGGAGCUGGCGGGACUCUGCCGAUCCCAACCGGGACAAUCCGAUCUCGCCGAACCUCAAGAGCGUCGUGUACUGCACGGCCAUCAAGAUGGGCGGCGAGCCCGAGUGGAACUUCACUUGGCAGCGCUACAGGGAGACGAACGUCGGCUCCGAGAAGGAUUUGCUGCUGCAGGCGCUCGGCUGUACCAGGGAGACGUGGCUGCUGAGCAGGUACCUCGACUGGGCGCUCACCGAGAACUCGGGGAUCAGGAAGCAGGACGUCACGAGGGUCUUCAGCUCGGUGGCCGGCAACAUCAUCGGCCAGUCUUUGACUUUCAACUACUUCAGAAACAAUUGGGACCGGCUGCGGGAAUACUUCGGCACCUCGCUGCUCACCAUCAACAACAUCGUCAAGGCCUCUACGAAACGUAUAAAUACCAAAUACGAGCUCAAAGACCUGCUCGAGUUUGCAAACGAGCACAAAGAAGAGCUGGGCAGCGCGACGCGAGCAGUGGAGCAGUCUAUCGAGCAAGCGGAGGCGAACAUCAGAUGGAUGACGCGUAAUCAUGGAAACAUCCAAAAGUGGCUGAAGAAAAGUUCUUGA
Copidosoma floridanum is the source of this 2925-nucleotide messenger RNA. It is a transcript of the gene superdeath, whose product is annotated as Suppressor of ER stress-induced death. Gene Ontology annotation, molecular function: metalloaminopeptidase activity; peptide binding; zinc ion binding. Gene Ontology annotation, cellular component: cytoplasm; membrane. The record is from RefSeq and is a predicted model, not a curated record. Gene Ontology annotation, biological process: peptide catabolic process; proteolysis. Lineage: Eukaryota; Metazoa; Arthropoda; Insecta; Hymenoptera; Encyrtidae.